AUGAAACAACAACGUCAAACAACUUAUAAUGAUGAUGAUUUAAUGUUUUCAUUUCGUGAUGGAGAUUAUGUAUCAAGGAUCGAUGAUGAUAGUCUGUUUUUACAACUAUACAUCGACGAUAUAGGUUUAACCAAUCCAAUAGGUGCAAAAAAAGACAAACAUAAAAUGACAAUGAUCUAUUUUACACUGGAAGAUGUUCCUGACCAAUAUCGUUUACAAUUGGAGAAUAUACAUUUACUUGGAAUUUGUGAUGUUAGUCUUCUAAAGUUCAGCAUAGGUUGUUCAUCUUGA
Messenger RNA from Adineta steineri, 291 nucleotides. The record is from the annotation of a GenBank genome assembly. NCBI's taxonomy places the organism in Eukaryota, Metazoa, Rotifera, Eurotatoria, Adinetida, Adinetidae.